Corylus avellana is the source of this 618-nucleotide messenger RNA. The record is from RefSeq and is a predicted model, not a curated record. NCBI's taxonomy places the organism in Eukaryota, Viridiplantae, Streptophyta, Magnoliopsida, Fagales, Betulaceae.
UCGUUUCCUUUCCGUCCACAGAAAAACCAACCUCUGCACUAGAAGUCUAGAACACUCGAAAAGAGAAACGAUUUAACGAACCAUGAUGUCUCUCAAACCCUCAACUCUCCACCCUCAUCUUCUGCCACUAUGCAACACCCAAUUCCCUCUUUCACUCCCACAAAGCCACAGUCUCCCAAACCCACUCUUAACCAACAAGCGCAUGCCCAUUCACCCGCGUCUCGUCUUAGCCAAAUCUCCCAAUUCGGAUCGCUCCCCGCGGAAAACUGAGGAAGAGAAAAUGACCCACGAAGGGUCAGUCACCGAGUCGCUCCCCAACGGCAUGUUUCGGGUUCGCUUGGACAACCAAGACACGCUUAUCGGUUACAUUUCCGGUGCUAUCCGAAAGAAUUACAUUCGUAUACUCCCUGGUGAUAGAGUCAGGGUCGAGGUCAGUCGCUACGACUCGUCCCGAGGCCGCAUAACCUACCGACUCCGCAACACCAAAGAUUAGAAGUUCUUCCUUUGUUUGUUUGUGUUUUUUUUUUUUUUUGGUAUAUGUUUAUUUCCAUAUGUGGAUUCCUCACUUUGUUAUGUUAGCGUUUUUAUCAAUUCUGUCAAUUAUUCUCUUUCUGGUUA